AUGUGCCCCAAGCCGGCUGAGGCUUAUCCGAAAUAUGUCAACGGUGCAGUCGGGUUGACAUCGUUGACGGUGACCUCAGCCAUCCUCGCCCUGCUCAUUGGAGGCAUCCUUGCCAUGGUCUUCCUGGGAAACGAGGUGAACGCAUCUGUGGAACGCCAUGUGUACUUGCUCUACCGGCAGCGCAGCCUGAUGCUGGCCACGAGGUUCGACCCAGCCGCAGAGAAACAGAAAUGCAAAGCCAUGCACAAGGAUCCUGAGAAGCUGGCGCAGUGCACGGAGCUCAUCAGCGGAGUGUGUGAAGAGCUGGAUUUCGAAGGCAAGGUGAAGCCCCUGACGCUCUUCGGGCUCCGACUGGGCUGGUCCUUGUGCCUCGGACAACGGUUUUCAGUUUCUGUACCGGUGAAGAGGCUGAGUCUGGGCAACCGUGUAAUGAAAGCUCUGCAGAAUCUUGCUACCGGGAUUGCUACCGGGGGCUUUGUUUCUGCCGAUGCCAAAAUUGGAGGCUUCGGGAAGCACUUUCUACGACUGCGGCCGCGUCUCACCCAGAAGUACACCGGGGCCAUCUUGGCAGAUUUUGACUAUGUCAUACCAAAGACGCAGACGUUCGCCUUCCGAACUGCGUCGCAUCCGCCAACAUUUCUCGUUGGCAUACAGCCGCAGCAGCCGCAUACAAGCGCUCAAUGGCAGGUCAGUCUCCAUCCAGCUGGCAAAAGUGGCUCCUUGGCGUCCUCUCCUCCUACCCUGAGCCAUGGCUGGGGUAGCAGGUAUCAGGUCGUCACCGAAAGAAGAGAGGAGCCCGCAUGGGAGGGCUUCGUGAAUCUCAAAUCCAAGUACGCCGACGAGACGCGCAUUGACGUCUUCGUUGUGGAUUCUCGCAUUGCCCACCUUGAGGACAUCCACCAGCAGAAGCAGUGCAGCUUCGAGGGCAGCUGGCAGAACUUCAGUGAGCGCGAGCAGGGGAGACACCACAGGGUUCUCUCCUUUACGGAAAGUGCAACUGGCUGUUUUCUCCUAGUCCAGCUUGUCCUGGCUGGGGUCGUGCUGCGGCGCUUCUUCUUAUUUGUUGACACGGGCAAGCUUCUGAGCCGAGUGAUUGUCUUCAAGUUUUUUGCGCAGGAUUUCCCGCAACAGAUGUGCAUUGCGGCCUACCUGUAUGCCUGGUAUGCGGAGAAUGGGCUCCGGUGUCAAAUGUGCUUAUUCCAUCCGUCUCACUGCGAUGAUCAGCAUCCACUUCACUCCACAAACCUCUUGGUCUGCCUCUUCACCCUGCUAAGUGCUGUGGCAAACCAGUUGCUGUUCCAAGCCAGGCUGAAGCCAGGCUAUGACAGCGAGGACGAGUGCGUCGUGUGCUUCUUUCGCUUUGUCAUGGUCUCCGUGAGUAUAUUGCCGUUCACCACGGCCAUGUGCAUGCUCUCUGCAGUCUUACUGCAUCUGAAGUCUGUACUGAUCUACUUCCUCAUCGGUGUUCCAACAGUUCUUGGUUGGGGGACAAUAGUUUGUGUGCCGCUCUUUGUCUGCUGUGAUGACGAGCUGUGA
Messenger RNA from Symbiodinium pilosum, 1536 nucleotides. NCBI's taxonomy places the organism in Eukaryota, Dinophyceae, Suessiales, Symbiodiniaceae. The record is from the annotation of a GenBank genome assembly.